AUGCUUAAGGUGGCCAUAGCUGGUGACUCCACCCUAUGUUGGCAACCAGUGCCCGAUCAAUUCAAGUUUAAUAUUUCUAUACCUUUAGACAGGAUGAACCUUACAAAGAGAAAGUUGCUCUCUGAACUAAAUAAGGUGUUUGAUCCUCUAGGUUUUUUGGGUCCUGUGUUGAUCAAAGGUAAGAUUUUUCUUCAACAUCUUUGGCAGCAAAAAAUUAAUUGGGAUGCACCAUUACAAGUAGAUAUCCAAGAAAAAUGGAAGAAAUACUACUCUGGACUAGAAUCUCUCAAAGAGCUUUCCAUUGAUCGUAAGUGCAAAGUACAAUCUGGUGAAUUAUUUGAAAUUCAUGGAUUCUGUGAUGCAUCUAUGGAAGCUUACGGAGCAUGUCUAUAUAUACGUAGUUCAGAUCAGCAAGGGAUAUGGCACUCACGGUUACUCUGUUCAAAAACUAGAGUAGCACCAUUAAAAGUUGCAACUAUUCCUCGGCUAGAACUAAGUGGGGCACUUCUCUUGGCUCAGUUGGCAGCUAAGGUAGCUGACUCUUGGAAUAUUAACUGUGAAACUAUCCAUUUGUGGACUGAUUCAAUGAUAGUUUUAGGGUGGCUAAAUAGUCAUUCAUCACGAUUAAAAACAUUCGUAGCUAAUCGUGUCAGCCAAAUUCUAGAAAUUACAAAGGCACCGCAAUGGCAUCACGUAGCAACAAAUGAAAAUCCAGCCGACAUACUUUCUAGAGGCAUUACAACGCAAGAAUUACAAGAUGCUACGACUUGGUGGUUUGGUCCACAAUGGUUAUCGAGCGAUACAAUUUCUUGGAAGAGUCAGUCCAUGCUUGCAUUAAUGCCGGAAGAAACACUACCGGAACUUAGGCCUGUUCAGUUGAGUUUAACUAUAGUAAAGUUUAAAAAUGGUUUGCUAGAUAGGUAUUCUAAGUGGGAAAGGCUAGUUCGGGCAACUGCUUGGAUUUUGAAAUUUAUUCAGUUUUUAAGAUUAAAAAGAUGCAAACAAGGCUUUGUUAAAUAUCUCACGGUAUCAGAUUUUAGCAAUGCAGAAUCUUGGCUAAUAAGAUGCGCACAAAAAGAUGAGUUUGCAAUUGAAAAUAAGGCAUUAACUGAAGGUAAAAACGUGCCAAGAAAUAGUAAGUUAAAAGGACUAUCUCCAUUUAUCAGUACAGAUAACCUAAUUGUAGUUGGAGGAAGAUUGCAUAAUUCAACCCUAUCAAAUGAACAAAAACACCCCAUAAUUUUACCAUUUGGUCAUAAGGUAACAAGAUUAAUUUUUAUAUAUUAUCAUGAAAUUUUAUUACACGGAGGACCACAGUUGUUACUAGCAGAAAUAAGACUUCGAUUUUGGCCUAUAAAAGGUAGGAUAGCAGCUCGUUCCACUGCAUUGCGUUGUGUAACAUGUGUUCGUUCUAAACCUAAAUUUUUGAAUCCAAUCAUGGGAAUUCUGCCAAGUCCAAGAGUACGCCCUUCUAGACCAUUUUCGACAACAGGUGUUGAUUUUGCAGGCCCUUUGAAUCUCAGAAGUGGCAUACGCCGCGUUACCAGCAUUAAAAUGUGGAUUGCGGUUUUUGUGUGCUUAGCAACAAGAGCAAUACAUCUGGAGCCAGUAGUAGGGCUCACGAGUAAUGCCUUUUUUGCCGCACUACGGCGAUUUAUGGCACGGAGAGGAAAAUGUUCAAAGAUAUAUAGUGACAAUGGUACAAAUUUUGUUGGUGUUCAACGUGAACUAGCAAACUAUAUAAAAGAUGCCGACGCAAAUAUAGCUCAGGAUGAAGAAUUAGGAACCUUACUUUGUCAGAUUGAGGCAUGUUUGAACUCUCGUCCGUUAACACCGUUAAGCCUUGAUGCUCUGGACUUAGAGCCUAUAACACCGGCACACUUUUUAAUUGGUGGACCACUUCUUUUAGCACCAGAACCCGAUUUGUCAAAAGAAAACAUAGAUAUAUUACGGAGGUGGAAAUAUGUGCAAGCCUUGAUGCAAAUGUUUUGGAAACGUUGGUCAAAAGAAUAUUUGCCACAGCUCCAAGUUAGAGGUCGUUGGGUAUCUCAAACUGAACAGAUGAAAAUUGGAGAUAUAGUAAUCAUCAAAGAAGAAUUUGCACCACCAGGAAAAUGGAAAUUAGGAAGAGUAGCAAAAACGCAUCCAGGUAGUGAUGGGAUUGUACGAGUAGUCACUUUAAAGACAGCAAAUUGUGAUGAGCUGAAAAGACCGGUAGUGAAGCUAUGUCGUCUACCAGUAGAGCCAGAAAACUCUAAUAUUGAAAAAUAG
Molecule: messenger RNA, 2271 nt
Organism: Aphis gossypii (cotton aphid)
Lineage: Eukaryota; Metazoa; Arthropoda; Insecta; Hemiptera; Aphididae
Exons: 2
Coding region: 1-2271 (756 amino acids)
Biological process (GO): DNA integration
Molecular function (GO): nucleic acid binding
Source: RefSeq, a predicted model, not a curated record